GGGCAAAGACAGAUCUGAGCCAUCCAAUUUGAUUUGGCAGUCGAUGGGCAUCCGGGCCAUAUUCCUGAAACCCGGUCCGAGCCCUGAUCGGCCCGGCCCGGCCCGCCUAUUUGCUCGCCUUUGAAGAGUCGAGAGGAAAAAGGCAUUUAGCGCUCGCGAGGGCGAGCAGCGAGCCCUAGAGCGAGAGCGGUCGGAUCGAACCGUGUAAAGAUCAGCAGCAGCAGCAGCAGCAGCGUUCUUCGCCCGCUCGAACAGAGUCCUCUUUCUCUCUCUGUCUGUGCUUCGCCUCCGUCUUCGCUCUUGGCCAAGGAGCCCUAGCGUUCGUCUUCUUCGCGGCGAUGAAGCUCGUCAGGUUUUUGAUGAAGCUGAACAACGAGACCGUCUCCAUCGAGCUCAAGAAUGGGACUGUGGUUCACGGCACCAUCACAGGUGUUGAUAUUAGUAUGAACACACAUCUCAAGACUGUGAAGCUCACAUUGAAAGGGAAAAACCCAGUGACUCUGGAUCACCUGAGUGUGAGGGGGAAUAAUAUCCGUUACUACAUUCUUCCAGACAGUAUAAAUCUUGAAACUUUAUUGGUGGAAGAGACGCCUCGGGUCAAACCGAAGAAGCCAACUGCUGGGAGGGCUCUGGGACGAGGUCGGGGCCGUGGACGCGGUCGCGGACGUGGACGCGGGCGUUAAGUUUGCUGUUCGCUGUUUCAAAAUUUUUGUAUCAUCUCUGAGGUUGUGUAGAAACCGAGGGUGUUGCAUGAAAGACGUGUCGGUUCUCUGGACUUGAAAAAGAUUGGCGACACUGUACUCUAGUCGGAGUUUUAUGGUAGAAUUCUUAAACUGCGCCUGAAGUUACUUGCAAUUAUCAGUCUGGUAUUGUUGAUCAAAUUGACGAACUUUUAAUGGUA
This is a messenger RNA of Syzygium oleosum, 901 nucleotides long. Its product is annotated as small nuclear ribonucleoprotein SmD1a-like. Gene Ontology annotation, cellular component: U1 snRNP; precatalytic spliceosome; spliceosomal tri-snRNP complex. Gene Ontology annotation, molecular function: RNA binding. NCBI's taxonomy places the organism in Eukaryota, Viridiplantae, Streptophyta, Magnoliopsida, Myrtales, Myrtaceae. Gene Ontology annotation, biological process: RNA processing; spliceosomal snRNP assembly. The coding region runs from base 339 to 683 and encodes 114 amino acids. The record is from RefSeq and is a predicted model, not a curated record. The transcript has 4 exons.